Messenger RNA from Branchiostoma belcheri (Belcher's lancelet), 2255 nucleotides. Its product is annotated as protein-cysteine N-palmitoyltransferase HHAT-like. Gene Ontology annotation, molecular function: translation initiation factor activity; palmitoyltransferase activity. The record is from RefSeq and is a predicted model, not a curated record. Lineage: Eukaryota; Metazoa; Chordata; Leptocardii; Amphioxiformes; Branchiostomatidae. Gene Ontology annotation, biological process: protein palmitoylation; translational initiation. The transcript has 9 exons. The coding region runs from base 177 to 2201 and encodes 674 amino acids. Gene Ontology annotation, cellular component: endoplasmic reticulum.
GUCGGGUCACGGCGCCUGCGCGAUGAGCAUGACCUAAGGCGAGCUCAGCUCCAACCAUCUUGUUACAUUUUGCGAAAUUUCUGAUGGUUGGCUGUACUCGGCUGGAAAUUACCAGGUGAACAAUCCCGGAAUUUGCAUAUACGCCGUGGACUGGUUUUGACAAAGCCUCCCCAGCCAUGGCUUCAGGCAAGAUGUCUGCCGACACCGCCCGCCUUCCCAGGAUUGAAAUGCUCCUGUACUUUCUGGGAUUCUGUGGUCCAGCUUUCUAUUCCAUCUAUGUGGUCUAUGUCUUAUCAAAGGAGAUGGAGGACACCCUCUUUGAGGAUCUAGAGUUGGACCAGUCAAGCUUCCUACCAUUCCUAGGAAGAAAAAAGGACAUAGCAGACUUUGAGUGGGUGUUCUGGCAGACGCACUUAAAAGAAGGACUUGUGUUUUGUUUCGUAGGCCAUAUCGUGGUCAGUAGACUGAUGUCAAUGUUCCUCUCAAAAUACAGAAGAGAAGCGUACUUAGCCUACAGUUUCCUGUGCCUGUACUUAGUGCUUGGGUGGAAGCCUCUUUGUGUGCUUCUUGCCCACUGUAUGGUGUUUUACGCUGCUGCAUUGUUGCGGUCAGCGCUCCUAUGCUGGGGGGUAGGAAUAUUUAUCGUGGCCACACUCAACUCCAGCCUUUUCAAAGUACUUCAGUACACAUUAUCAGGGGAGGACGAGAGCACGUACUAUCUACUACUUUUCACCGCGGCUAUGUCAAUUCUCCGACAGCUCAGCUUCAGCCUGGAAGUCUGCAAACUUCGCAGGGACCAGAAGGCAUAUUCUCUGUUUGACUUCCUCUUGUUCAACUUCUACAUUCCCCUGUUCUUCAAUGGCCCUGUCAUCACGUACAACACAUUCCACGAGUACAUCAAACAUCCCAUCCUGUUGGACAAGACACGCUUGGAACGUGUUGCAUGGUGCGCGUGCCGUGUUACGAUAUGGGCCAUCAUCACCGAGGCUGCGUAUCAUCUGCUGUACUUCUGUGAACUUGAACAGCAAAUCUCCAUCUUGGAAAACCUGCCCCUGAUGGAAGUGACCGGUAUAGGGUACCUUCACGUGCAGUUCUUCCAUGUCAAGUACAUGGUCCUCUAUGGCUUCUCGUCAACCAUUGCCAUGCUGGAUGGGAUUGAACCUCCGAUGUUCCCGCGAUGCGUCAGCGCGCUGUACACGUUUACGGCCAUGUGGAGGUACUUCGACAAUGGCCUGCACACCUUCCUGGUCCGAUAUAUCUACAUACCACUGGGCGGGUCUCACAAGGGCAUCGUGCGUCAGCUGCUGGCGUCAGCAGCUUGUUUCGGGAUGGUGUGCUACUGGCACGGUGGACAGUACUAUCUUAUCGCAUGGGGACUCCUCAACUGGACUGGCAUCGUGGUGGAAUCUACCGGCGCCAUCAUUGCAAAGACGGCCACAGUACAACAUUACACAAGCCAACUCUCACCUCAGAACCAGAGGAGGUUGAAGGCACUGUGUAACGCUCCCAUCCUAGCCUUCCUCAUCCUGUUUAACUUAGUCUUCCUUGGAGGGACCAGCGCUGGUUAUGUGUACUUCGAUAAGUUUUUCAUUUCGGGCUUCCCCUUUGUCACAGUAAAGCUUCUGGCUUCCAUAAAGGACAUGGCUUCCACAGAAGAAGCCGAAGCAGAGGCUGGAGCAAAAGCACCAAAGAAAAAUGUAUCAUAUCCUCUAAGGAUCUUAUACUGUGGAGAAUGCACACUACCAGUAGAGUACUGUGAGUACAUGCCAAACAAUGACAAGUGUAAAGCCUGGUUAGAGAAGAACCUGCCCUCCGAAUUUGGCAAGUUAUAUCUCUCAGAGAAACCCCCAGAAGGAGGAGACACAGGAGACACAGACAAGAAGGGAAGACAAAAGAGAGGUGGCAGAGGCAACAUCAAAAUCAAGAAGAAGGCGGAGCCACAGGGGGUGACGAUCGCACGGGUACAGAGAAACAAGAAGAAAUAUGUGACCAGGAUACGCGGGUUAGCUACAUAUGAUAUUGACCUAGAGCAAGCCAGAAAAUUUUUUGCCAAUAGGUUUGCGUGUGGGGCCUCCAGAACAGAUGAGGACGAGAUCGUGAUUCAAGGGGACGUGACGGACGACAUCUUUGAUGUGAUCCCAGAGAAGUGGCCUGAGAUUGAUGAAGACAACAUUGAUGACCUGGGAGACCAGAAGCGAUAACUACAUGUAGCUGCUUUCUGGCAAAAACUCACCUAAACAAGCAACUUUCCACAU